GUGCGCGCUCGGCCUGUCAAUGCAGAGAGAUUGUAGUGAAUUCCGUGAGGUCAUGUUUUGUAGCAGGACAACAGAAUAGCCAUCAUUUAUUAUCUAAAUAAUUCAACUUAAUUCAUUUUCGAGGACUCGGACUUUUGUGGCUAAUCCAGAACUGACAUUCUGUAUUUUGUUGACGGAGUACAGAGAGCCUAGUUUGGAUGCCCAGAAAGUAGCUCCUCCAGGUUUCAUCAUGAAUAAAAACAAGCGAGGAGGAGAGAGGGAGUUCUAUAGUUUAGAUGUCGGAGAUUCCACCUUCAAAGUCCUGAAGCGCUACCAGAAUCUAAGGCCCAUUGGCUCAGGAGCACAGGGAAUAGUCUGUUCAGCGUAUGACCACAACCUUGAGAGAAAUGUGGCUAUUAAGAAGUUGAGUCGGCCGUUCCAGAACCAGACGCACGCCAAGCGAGCGUACAGAGAACUGGUGUUAAUGAAAUGUGUCAAUCACAAAAAUAUCAUUGGCUUAUUAAACGUAUUCAGCCCACAAAAAUCAUUAGAAGAAUUUGCAGAUGUAUACAUUGUGAUGGAGCUGAUGGAUGCCAACCUGUGCCAGGUGAUUCAGAUGGAGCUGGACCAUGAGAGGUUGUCCUACCUGCUGUACCAGAUGCUGUGUGGCAUCAAACACCUCCACAAUGCCGGCAUCAUACACAGGGAUCUGAAGCCCAGUAACAUUGUGGUGAAGUCAGACUGUACAUUAAAGAUCUUGGACUUUGGCUUGGCUCGAACAGCGGCUACAGGUUUACUGAUGACCCCCUAUGUAGUGACCAGAUACUACAGAGCACCAGAGGUCAUACUGGGGAUGGGCUACCAGGCCAAUGUGGACAUAUGGUCUGUGGGGUGUAUUCUGGCAGAAAUGGUCCGUCACAAAAUCCUGUUCCCAGGAAGGGACUACAUUGACCAGUGGAACAAAGUGAUAGAGCAGCUUGGGACUCCGCCCCAGGAGUUCCUGAUGAAGCUCAACCAAUCAGUGAGGACGUAUGUUGAGAACCGACCGCGCUACGCAGGAUACAGCUUCGACAAACUCUUCCCGGACGUCCUCUUCCCUGCAGACUCAGAACACAACAAACUGAAAGCGAGCCAGGCCAGAGACCUGCUGUCUAAGAUGUUGGUGAUUGACUCGUCUAAGAGGAUCUCGGUGGACGAGGCCCUGAAACACCCCUAUAUCAACGUGUGGUACGACCCAGCAGAAGUGGAGGCACCCCCUCCAAAGAUCACAGACAAGCAGCUGGAUGAGCGAGAGCAUACGGUGGAGGAGUGGAAAGACCUGAUCUGGAAGGAGGUGUAUGAGUGGGAUGAGUGGACCAAGCAGAAUGGAGUGAUCAGAGGACAACCUCCUCCUUUAGCACAGGUGCAGCAGUGAUUGACAGCUCCCCUCAGCCCGCCUCAUCCUCCUCCUCGGCCAAUGACGUAUCCUCCAUGUCGACUGAGCCAAGUGACCCCACCAUGACCUCUGACACGGACAUCAGCCUGGACAGCCACACCUCCCUGGGAGCACUGGCCUGCUGCAGAUAACACACGUACCCGCACGCACACACACACACACACACACACACACACACACACACACACACACACACACACACACACACACACACACACACACACACACACACACACACACACACACACACACACACACACAGACAGACAGACACAGCCCUACACAUCCUGUCAUAGUAUACAUAGUUUGAGACACUUAAGGGUCCUUUGUUAAAAACAUUUUUUUUAAUGUACAGCUUCUUUUAACUUCUCUGUCUCCUAUAUUCUGUAUUGCCGAUUGUGUACAUGCUGUAAAUUAUUAUAUUUAUUUAUUUAUUUUCUUGUGUCAGCUUCUGUCCCUCCAAGCUGUGUACAGUAUUUCUAUGCUGUAAGUUGUAGUCUUUUGGAUCUCACAGUGGAUGGAACUUCUUCCCCCUUUUCUCUAUUAGAAAGUGUUUCCAUACAAACACAUAUUUUAUUUUCUAGUAUUUAGUCGUCAUCUCUAUUUAAAUGGAUCCUAAAAACCAUUGAACAUAUUUCGACACCCUGUUACUCUGCCUACCCGUAGCUGUAGUGUUCUGUAGUCAUGGCUACAACUUUCUUUUUUCUAGUAAUGGAACAUCUCUUUAUUUAUUAUAUGACUGUAAAUGUAACGUUUUUUGGGGUGUUGGAUCUGGAGAUCAAAUGUUAAUGAGCAGAUAUGGGAGUAUGGGAAGACAAUAAAAUCACCUGGCCCAAAUACUUUAGACACUUUCCCCUCUUUGUUGCUUGACUUCUUCAACCAGUUACAAUUUGCUCCCUGUCCCUCCUGCUUGUCCCUCACCCUUCGACGUUUGCAGUAGUAGUAGUAGUUCUGGAUAAGUAGAAACACCUGUACAGUUCUGCAAACAUCAAAGGGUUGGGGCCAAGGGUAGCGGUAAGGGACCAAUUUGGGACAAAUUGGCUGCUUAUGUUUUAUUGUUGGGGCCAGGAGUCUUUCCUCAGGUUACACGACCAGGCAAAACCCCUAGCCCUAAUUCAUUCGAUUUGAUUUAAGUGCUCUUACAGUUGUCUGCGUUUUUUUUUUUAGCCCCUCUCUAUCUCGCUCUGCUGUUGAGGCACUCGAAGAGUGUUUUGUUAGCUUAGUACGCCUGAGCUCCUCUCUCUGUGCCGUCUCUGUUAGAGGACUUGGUUUUCAUUAACUACCUCGCCUAUAUGAGUUUCUGACUGACGUAACAGUCCACAGCAUACGGUCUUAAAAAAACAAAUGUGAAUGAAGUUUUAUUUUUAUUUAUUUAUUUGGAAAUGUACAAUUAUCAAUGUUAGAAGACUGCUAGUAUUGUACGUACUCACUGGGCACAGACGUCAAUUCAAUGUCUAUUCCAUGAUGUUUCAACAUAAUUUCAUUGAAAAUGACGUGGGAAACAAUGUUGAUUCAACCCAUGUGUACUAUGUAUAUACAUUUAUUUUUUAUUUUCAGUUGAUGUGCAAUACCUAUGAUUUGUAGACUAUAGAGUAGGUAGUGAGUGGUUGAUUUGUAUGCUAGAUGGAUGUUCUCCAGGGGUUUCAAAAGGUUUGCCGCCAGCCAUGUUUUCCUUUUUCUAGAUGAAGACGUAUUUGAUGGCUCGAUUCCAAACCGAUCCCUCACCCCUCUUCUCAACGUUCAAUCCCUAUAUGACCUGUGUAUGUUUGGAACUGGGCCCCAUCCCUGGCUGUGGUCAGGCCUAUCACACACCAGAAACAUGGCUCAUGGCUCAGGAGGGCUCAAUACUUUGGAACGUUCAGAUGGUAUCUGUGGAAUCCGUCUAGUAAGUUUCACCCUCCUGAGCGCAACCCAGGUUUCGUGGUGUUUUCCGCAAAGGCCAGUUGUAUAAAUUUUAGCCUUUUGAUCUGGACAUGGCCUCACUACAGACUUAAUGUACACACUGGAAAAAGUUAGACAAUGUCAACCUGCAACUCCUGCAAAUAAAGGGUUGAAUUUGA
This is a messenger RNA of Oncorhynchus kisutch (coho salmon), 3474 nucleotides long. RefSeq names its product mitogen-activated protein kinase 8-like. The coding region runs from base 230 to 1393 and encodes 387 amino acids. Gene Ontology annotation, biological process: protein phosphorylation. Gene Ontology annotation, molecular function: MAP kinase activity; ATP binding. The record is from RefSeq and is a predicted model, not a curated record. The transcript is spliced from 12 exons. Lineage: Eukaryota; Metazoa; Chordata; Actinopteri; Salmoniformes; Salmonidae.